CGUUCCUCAGGUUGCGCUGCCUGGAAACCGAGGGAGCCAUUGGAGAGGCGGAGGGUGGGGGUGGGGGCUCCCCGACCCUCGGAGGAGCCAGGGCGCAGGCGGCCGAGGCGAGCCUAGAACCCGGCUCCGGAGUGAGGGCGCGGGCGGAGGAGGACUGAGCCUCCGGGGAGGAGGAGCCGGGAGGAGGCCGGAGCUGCAUGGAGUUUCUGGGGCGCGCAACUCCGGCGGGGCCUCGGCCACUGCGCUCCGGGGCGCAGCGCGGCAGCCGCGCACAUGGGCUGAGCCCGCGCGGCCGGCGGCAGCGGGAGGGGUAGAGGAGCGCGCGGGGCGGGGUGCGGGGUGCGGGGCACGCGUCCCCAGGCGGGAGCGGAGGACGCAGACAGGGAGGCUCGCGCCCAGAUCGCGCUCCGAGUCGGCGAGGGGGCUCGUGCCGGUGCCGGCGCGCGCGUGGGGAGCGGCCCGGGGGCGCCGAGGGAGCCGGCGGUGGCAGCGAAGAUGCCGGCGCGAGGACGAGGCUGCCGGCGGGGGGUGUGAGCGAGACGCUGAGCGCUGCCGGCGCGGCGCCUCCAUUCCGCGCCGCCCCCUCCCUGCCGGCCUCGGAGGAAGCCCCCCGUGCGGUGCGGAGGCGCGUCGGCUGCCCGGCUGCGGGGCCCCGGCCCAGCGUGAGGGAAAAGAUGCCAUUCCACCAUGUGACCGCCGGCUUGUUGUACAAGGGGAAUUACCUCAACCGAUCGCUCUCUGCUGGCAGUGACAGUGAACAGCUGGCGAACAUCUCCGUGGAGGAGCUCGAUGAAAUCCGAGAGGCCUUUCGGGUUCUGGACCGGGACGGGAAUGGCUUCAUCUCCAAGCAGGAGCUGGGCAUGGCCAUGCGCUCUCUGGGGUACAUGCCGAGCGAGGUGGAGCUGGCCAUCAUCAUGCAGCGCCUGGACAUGGACGGGGAUGGCCAGGUGGAUUUCGAUGAAUUCAUGACCAUCCUUGGCCCCAAGCUGGUGUCUUCAGAAGGUCGCGAUGGUUUUCUUGGAAACACGAUAGACAGCAUAUUCUGGCAGUUCGACAUGCAGAGGAUAACUCUGGAGGAGCUGAAGCACAUUCUCUAUCACGCCUUCCGAGACCACUUAACGAUGAAGGACAUCGAGAACAUCAUCAUCAAUGAGGAGGAGAGCCUGAAUGAGACCUCGGGGAACUGCCAAACAGAGUUCGAAGGAGUGCAUUCCCAGAAGCAGAACAGACAGACCUGCGUCCGGAAGAGCCUCAUCUGCGCCUUCGCCAUGGCCUUCAUCAUCAGCGUCAUGCUGAUUGCAGCCAACCAGAUACUCCGCAGCGGCAUGGAGUAGCAGCCUCCCGCCAGCCACACCACGCUGCAGCUCACCGCGCACGUGCAUGCCCCGCGGGCAGACUCUUCCUCCACACAGCAGACACGGACCCACGGACGAUGGAUGGACGCGGACGAUGGGACCGUUCCGUAAAGAACCCAUGAUUGAGUGCGACUGGGGUUGCACUUCAGCUUCAUCUCCUUGGCAGGGACACUAAAGGGCUGUCUUCCGUGCUUUAAUGGUUUUGUUUUCUAAUGCAAUAAAUAGCCAGGAUUUCUGAAUUAUUGCUUCAACCGUCAGUCAUCACUCUAGAGAAACACUUCAUCUCAGAAUUCCAGCGGCCAUUUAGGUACAAUGAUGAGAGAGCAAGAGAGAGGCAUGAACACAGUCACCUCCACUCCCCAUUCUUUCAACCCAAGGUCCAACAGGAGACUCUGCUGAGGUCCACCCUCAGUUCCAAGAGACUGACUUCUGGGUUGCCACAGAAGAGGGGGCUUUCCAUCUCAUCUGGCUUCCUUCCUCCACCCAAUGGAGACCCCCCCCAAGGCAUGAGGGGAAAGCCAUUAAGUGGGGUGCAGCCCCUGGCGGUCUUCAGCUGCACCCCUCCCCACUGCUUCCGUUCUUACUGCCUUUUCUAGAGGACUCCCAUUGGUAGAGCUGGGGUGCUCUCUGUUUCCGUCGGCACUUGGCUUUCUGUUUCUAGAGCCCAUCCCGCACCAGCAUUUUGGAACCUGCAGAGAGAGCCUAUCUCCCAGCUUUGCCGCCUGUGCUGCCAUUAGAGAAAAAAGAAGCGUAAUUGUGGGCAUCUCUAUAACAUAGACAUAUAGAUUUGGCUUCUUCGUGUGUGAUGUCAUUCUUCCCCAAUUGCUUAAACCUACUAUAAGCUUGUCCUCCCUCCCACACUUAUCCCUGCUGCUUUGGGGUAGGGGUGAGGCAGGUUGCGGGAGGAGGGGACUGAGACUGGUGGUGAGGUUUUGACACCCACACCCAGCCAUCCGGAGUCAUGGAGACUCGCCACAUCUCUAUGCCGGAUGACCUUUGUAAGUUAAGGUCCUUGUGCAUCUUACCUUUUCCUCACCUUGGAGUUUGCUUUGUUAGUCCUCCCCAGCUAAAAAGAGAAAUGCAAUCCAAAAUGGAGAGAUGGAGAGAUCGAACUACUGUAUUUGAUGUCAGCUUUUCUGGCCUUCAGAUUCUGAAACUGAUUCAUUUUCAGGAGGUGAGGGGAAAAGAUGUUCAUGAGUUUAGCCAACAGGACAGGUAAUCUACUUCUGCCUGCAGAACACUUUCAUUGCGGAAGGGAACCGAAUCCAAGGAUCUGUUUUCAACACCAUUUCAAGUCUGUAAUUUCCUGACUUUCCUAGAUGUCCGCCACUACUAUUAAUUCAAGCUUGUGUGUGUAGUCACAUUGGCCGAUAAUCUCUAGGUAUAAUCGUUCCCUUUGUACUUUUCCAAGCUCAGGUCUUUAUUUUGUAAUGGAAUUACCUUGCUCCUACUUCUUUUGAUUACAUCCCAAAGCUACAUGCUUUCCCGCUUUCCUCAGUAUCGAGGCACCAGAAGCCUUCUUGUCUCCAUGCAGUGGGUAGGGUUUUUAGCGUGUUGAAUGUGUCUGAUCCCCCGCUCAGCUUUCUCCCUACCGCCUUCUCAGACUUGGAGCACCCAAGGUCCCCAAUGAGACUUUUCUCAUUCACCUCUGCAAGUGCUCCUGGCAACAGCCUGGGGGCGGCUGUAGAAACUUUCCCUUGGUGGGAGAGUAUGAAUAUUUCUGAUGAGCACAAGUAAAACUAGGGUUAGAGCCAUAGUAUGGAGGAGGGAGCAGGUGUAAGCUCCCAAGAGCCUGGGGGAUUGCACGUCCCUCUGCAAAACUUCCUGGAGUUCAGCCCAGCAAGGCCAGACCAAGGAGGCAGCAACCUGCCUUUCCCCUUUGCCUGCCCUGCCGCCUGCACACUGCAUGCCUGCCCCUGCCACUGCUCCCACUGGCUGACUCGCCACUGUCCUCUUAGGAUUAGAAUCUGCACUAGAACAGGUCCAAAUGCAGAACACUGAUACAUCAAACUUCACCCUUAAUCUCUGCCCUGGAGAGUUUGCCCUCUCCCGACUGGACUUGGAUGGGAGGGCAUAGCAGAUCUGGAAGGGAUAUACUUUCCUGUCUUUCUCUGACCCCUGAACCACCAAACCAUAUCCUCCUGGAGACAGGCGUGCAGGACCCUCAGUAGACUGGGUAGAAACCCCGGGGAUGAUUCUUCAAAGCCCCCUUCCCAUGCGAGGGGACUAAAAUGGGACAGCUGAGGCUGGUCUUCGGGGCAGACAAUGAGUACUUCUUCAAAGGCGGCUGUUCUGCGAGUUCUCCUGCCUCCUGCUGGAGAACAGCGACCCUAAAGGAGGCGGGGUUAGAUUUCAUUGGCAGAAAGGUUAGUUGCUGUGCAGGAGUGCAUAGGAAAAGGAGUUCUGGAGAGGUGCCAUCAUCCUGUUUCCUACAAAGCCUGCAGGAUUCCUUCCCUAACGGUGACCCUUCUCAUUCCCAGUGACCUGGAAGCAAGCCCACCCUCCCCAGGGGAAAAUCUAAGAGAAUGCAUUCCUCUGGGGACUGCUAGAGACGGCAAGAAGAAAGACACAGAAUUCUGGUGGCCUGGGAGUUAACUUCCCACCCUGGUACCCCCCAGGUGGCACCCAGGGACUGAAAGACACAGUGCAUGGAGCCGGCGCUGAGCUGGCGGCAUUCCUUAGACUUCAGGAGCUCGGAGCUGGUCCUGAUGACUUUCACCCGUGCUGCUUUUGCUUGGAGAGUUUCUCUUGGGUAUAGAGAAGGCUUCUUUGUCAGGCAGCAACUCCCAGCCCUGUUCACACAAAUUUAAUGCCAGGCUCCCAUGCCAGUCAGCGUCCCCAUCAUGGUGGCUUUAAGUUCAUGGCCAAAGGGUCCAGAAGGUCCUGGUUUCCUGUGCCCAAAGAAUGCCAUGUAGCCCCAGCUGGAGGUGACUUCUGUAGGAAUUGCGAGGGAAGAGCCCACCUCUUGCUCUGUCCUCCAGCUAAUAGACUUAGGAACCAGUGACCUUGGCAGCCCAACGGAGAGGUGGCUGAGUGAUUGACAAAGACAGCUUGGCUCAUUCUUGCUGCAAGAACAGGUGCCCUCCCCCCUGCCCCAGAAAACAGAAGUGAUGAUCAAGAAGGCAUUCUCCUUGGGAGAGAAGGGGAAAUGGACCCUGAACCCCUUAAUCCCCAAAGAAGUUGUGCCCCACCACUUCAGAUACCAACAAAACCCCCAAACAGAAUUGCAUCAGAACUAUUAGCAGUGGCUUCCCGCAUGUGCAUGGGUGUCACGUGACUGAUCUGGGGAAAAAAAAAAAAAAAAAGAGGGAUAUUACUAUGGCAACCCUUACAUUCCACCCCGAGUUUGCCAAGGCACACGAAAAUAGGGAACACUCUUAAAGUACACUCCAGUUUAGCCUGAGUGCAACCUGACUCUUCAUCUGUAUCCUUCUGGGAGAGGCAAUGACUCUCAAAGAAUCUGGGGGGUUUCUCUGCCUGUUUGUCUUGUGUUUGAACUUGUCCUGCUUACUCAGGAGAACAGGAGCUACCUGUAAGCCCUGGUAUCUCCCCAUCCCUACUCCGAACCUCUCCUCCCAGGGUUCAGAGCCAGGGUCCCUUAAUCUAGGCAAAUAGGCAGAAAUAUCAUCUUGGAAGGCAAACAAGAUUUUAAGCCUCCAGUCUUUAAAAGCAGCGCUUGCCUGUUGAGACACACUCCCGUAAGCCAGACGUGUGACCUCUGGCGAACUGAGGUUUACAUGCGGUCUUAGGCAAGCCCAGUGGUUUCAGAAGCGUCUGUGUGUUUUAUUUGCAGAGAACAAGAUGUGUCUUACGAGUCUCCUUUCUCGGUACCUGCUCUGUCUCAAAUUUCACUUGAGAAAUGGUCUACGAUCUUGUGGUUAUCCAAAAGAGCCUGUCAAAGAUGAACAGCUCCUUUUGACAAUAAUGCCCCUCCCAGCUUCCCAUUCGCAGAAUUGUAAAGUGAUACGUUUCAGAACUGAGAGAGACAAAUUUACCUUUGAUUCCAAAUGCCUCCUACUAGGCUUAAGUCCAGACUCAGGUCAUAAAUCAAAGACAGUUUUGCACGUUGCUCUUCACCUAACUCUAGCAGUUUCCCUGAGGCCCUCUGAGGACAUGGACAGAAAAUAAAGGAUGUAAGCACCCAGGAGAGCUCCCUGGUUUGGGCUGGCCUGACCACGUGUGGGAUCCGAGUUUGCCGUGUCCUUGCCGUCCUUCCUUGCAGAAGCUGCUAAGCUCUGCUCCUCCUAACUGCAGGUCUCAAACCCCAUUGGGUCAUUUUGCCACGCCAUUUCACCAAACGCCUGCAGUCAUGACAUUUUUCACCAUUUCACCAAGAUAAAGGGAGGGUCUAGAAUUCCCCUGCAAGGCAGGGCCCCUCUUCCUACAGCCCCGUAAUGAGUCAGAUGAACUAAGAUUAAACUUCUAGACUUCAGCACAUCCUGCUUGUAUAUAACCAGGAGGUCUGCAGAGCUGAGACCCCUUUGCAGACAUCUGUCUGAAAAGACCUCACAUCAGAGAACAUUGUCAUUGGUCUCUGCAGUGAUCCCCAUGGAGCUCAGAGUCCAUAACCUAAAGACUUUACUGUAGCCACCUUCCCUCCACACCUGAUUGCUCCACUGCCCCAGAAGGGAAGAAUCCAUCUGAAUUAGAAAAGAAGUAUCAAGCGCGGGGCAGGGUGGGUCACGCCUGUAAUCCCAGCAUUUGGGGAGGCUGAGGCAGGUGGAUCACUUGAGGUCAGGAGUUCAAGCCCAGCCUGGCCAACAUGGUGAAACUCCAUCUCUACUAAAAAAAAAAAAAAAAAAAAAAUUAGUACUCUGGAGGCUGGGGCAGGAGAAUCACUUGAACCUGGGAGGUGGAGGCUGCAGUGAGCUGAGAUCGUGCCAUUGCACUCCAGCCUGGGGGACAGAGUGAAACUCCAUCUAAAAAAAAUAAUAAUAAUUUAAAAGAAAAGAAGCAUUAUUCACCGGCUAAGACUUUUCAAUUUGAAUCAUUUAAAGUGAUGGCAACAUAGAGGAGAAUUUGGGCUGCCUCUCACGACCUGAUAAUAUCCGGUCUCUGGUAAUUCCAGGGUCACAGCUGUUCAGCUUCACUUCAUACUGCGUUCACUAAGUCACUCAGGGGACUGUCCUCAAUUUUUCAGCCCUUUUUGGCCUUGCCACAAAUUGUUGAUGGUCCAUUUUGCAUUGCCAUAAAGGGAUACCUUAACACUGGGUAUUUUAUAAAGAAAAGAGGUUUAUGUGGGUCACGGUUCUGCAGGCUGUAUGAACAAGGUAUCAGCAUCUGCUUGGCCUGUGGGGAGGCCUCCGGAAGCUUCCACUCACGGUGGAAGGUGAAGGGGGAGCAGGCACGUCACACGGAAGGAACAGGAACAAGAGAAAGGAGAGGAGGUACCAGUUUCCUUUUCUUAAUAACCAGCGAUUUUAUGAACUAGUAAAGUGAGAAUUCACUCAUUACCCACAGGGAGGGCACUGAGUCAUUCAUGAGGAAUUUGUCCCUGUGACCCAAAUGCCUCCCAGCAGGCCCUACCUCCAACAUUGGAGAUCAACGUAAAACUGGGAGGAAACAAAUAUCCAAACUGUGUGAUUGGUCCGGAGGAAUGAGAUCAGUGACACCAAUGGGCUACGCAUUUCUCUCAGUAUCCUAUGCUCACUGCUAACGUACGUGGUCAUUUUGACAGUACGGUUUCUCCUUCAUAUUCAUUUGGGACUCUUCAUAGGGUCUCAAGAGACAUGAUAAUGAUGUUCACAUGUCUCCAAGGCAAAUUCAGUUUUAUUCCAUUGGCUUGAAAUAUACCACAAAGAAUGAGGUUUUUCCAGUCCCCCCCCCAAGACGGUCCUCUGAAAGUGGAUGAAGCUUGACCAGCCGCCUGCCCCCGGCCCUGACCUUGGGCUGGUUCAUCCGUUGAGCACAGCCCCCGUGCCGAGCACAGACUCACCCCUCUCCUUUCCUCAGGUGUGACAGGUUGGCUUUCAAACUAGUGCUUCUCAAAUGGCUACAGGUUAUUAAGUUGUUGCCCAAGUGGAAAAGACACAGAGGCUGGAAUUUUCCUGUGGCAUAGAAGAGCAGGCUGAUUAGGAAGAAAUAUUCCAGGGAACGCAAGAUGCAGCUGUGAUACUGCUCCGUCUCUGGACCUGAGAGACAAAGAAAGUUCUUAAAGGGCUGCAGAUGCCGUCCUCUGAAAGUCUUCUCCAGGUCGCUGGCCUACUUUGGAAACACGCAGGGCAUCGGGUGUCACGGGGCUGCCCAUCAGUCUGAUCCACCUGACAGGCUCUGUGAAUUUCAAGAGCAGGCUGGUAGCUCGCCAUUCCUGGGAGGAUUCUGACAUCUGUCAAGCCCAGAAUGCCUCUCCCAGGGUGCUCAGACCUGUUGAACGGAGGCCAGGAGAGCAGAGGAGAGAACCAGAACUGCGGUUGGUGCUGCCAGAUGGGGGAAAGCACAGAAGGUGGGACUCCUCCACCAUCUAGGUUACGUUGAGUGACAUGUCUCCCUGGCUCCAGGUUUCUCUAAAGCCAGAGGAAAAGUAAAGCAGACAAGCCCUCCCAUCUGUUUCGUCUGAAACAACACAGAGUGAAUGCUCCCUUCUGAGAGGGUCCGAAUUUCCCCGGUGAAUUGCACUAGGAGCCGGCAGCUCCUUUUGAACACAAGUCCCAAGAGGCAGCUGUGAUAAAGUCUCUCUUUUGGUGUCUGCUGUUUAUAAAUGAAACCAUGCAAAUUGGUUUACGUCAAGUGUGUCAUAUCUUGCAGGCAAGAGGUUUUGUUUAUUACCUAAGGACUUGCCGGCUGGAGGGAGCAUCAAAGAUGAGCUUUCUGCCUUUGUCUUGGCAAGUGUGAAAAUAAGGGAAGUCAGCCACCUCCCCAAGGGUCACGUGAAUCAGAAUUCAGGAGAAAGUUGGGGGAAACAAGCCCAGAUUCCAAGAAGAGCUAUUUAUUUGCUUAUUUUUCCAUCUGAGAAAGCCUUGCCGAAAGCUACUGAAUAAAGAGCACAAUUUCCAGCUAUUUCUUUCUUUCCUCUUUUUUUCUGGCUACUGUAGCAGCAAUUCCAGUACAGGUUGAUAGUGGGUUCUGAUUAUUCCUAAUACCACAGAAGGGAGAGUCACAAUCUCUGGUGACUGUGAGGAAUUCGCUUAAUUCUCCCAGGGGACGGGUCACCUGCGAACGCCGUUUAAUGGCUGGCGAGGGAUGCUGAGUGUUGAGGGGUGCCUGCUGUUGAGGUGACCCAGCCAUGACCAGGAAGAGAGUGGCUGCAGGAGCCACAGGUCUCUUUUUCCCUCUUCCUAAAGCAGACUAACGUCCCAGUCAUUGUUUUUCUAACAAGCCCUGUUGUUCUCCCUGGAAAAGACCUAGAUUGGCCGAGAAAGGAUCCUCUCAGCUCCUGGUGGAGAGCUGCACAAGCCAGUGUGUCUCGACUCUCUCCAAGGAAAAUUAAAGCAUAUUUUCUCUUUCUUAGCUCAAAAUUCGCUUUCAGGGGUCCUUCAGUGGCUUCUUAGUGGGGUCUGAUUUUCUUCCCCAGUUCUGAACCAGGAAGAAGCUAUUUCUCCAAGGGCUAAGCAAAGACAAUGACUUCAGAGAGCAGUUAGACUCAGAAAGUCUGUCCAGGCAGUGGGUUGGUGAAAUGUCACCUGCUGGGAGGGGAGGAGGGGUCGCGGUGACCGUAGCAGUCAUUAGACUUGGGAUGUGAGUUGUCUCUCAAAGCACAGUAGUAAAUGACCGUAAUCUUUGCCCUGAUACGUUGGGUGUAAAUAGAAGCACAGCGGGGGAUUGAGCACAGCCAGGCCCACUGGAGCUUGGAAGCUCUCAUAUCUAGAAUGAGCCACUAAGACUGAACUCACUGAUGACCGUCUCCCCACUUACCUCAUUUGCAUUCCAUUUCUCUCAUUCAGUAUUAGUUGAUGAUUUCUGCUCUUAAGUGAUGAGAAAGUCAGCAGACUAGUCAAAAAAGAAUCUUUAUAUAAAGUGUACAUAUUAAUAUAAAUUAACUUAGCAUGCAACUCACGGAUCAAAUGAAGUAUAUAUUAUUAAUAUGUUACCUUAGUGUAUAAAGGAAAACUGCCAUAUUUACCAGAGUUUUCUUUAACCAAACUUGUCUGUAAAUAUAUAAUCUGUAUAAAAGAGUCUAAUUUACCAUUAUUUAUGCAAUAGAAAAAAAUAAAAGUUUUUUUUUCUUUUGA
Callithrix jacchus (white-tufted-ear marmoset) is the source of this 9523-nucleotide messenger RNA. RefSeq names its product calneuron 1 (gene CALN1). Lineage: Eukaryota; Metazoa; Chordata; Mammalia; Primates; Cebidae. The record is from RefSeq and is a predicted model, not a curated record. Gene Ontology annotation, molecular function: calcium ion binding. Gene Ontology annotation, cellular component: trans-Golgi network membrane.